Messenger RNA from Alnus glutinosa, 851 nucleotides. RefSeq names its product plant cysteine oxidase 1-like. Gene Ontology annotation, molecular function: oxidoreductase activity, acting on single donors with incorporation of molecular oxygen, incorporation of two atoms of oxygen. Bases 125 to 760 code for a protein of 211 amino acids. The transcript is spliced from 4 exons. NCBI's taxonomy places the organism in Eukaryota, Viridiplantae, Streptophyta, Magnoliopsida, Fagales, Betulaceae. The record is from RefSeq and is a predicted model, not a curated record.
CGUACACCAGAAGAAAAACAAAAGCCAUGGCCUGUACAAUGGAGAGGAGCAAAAUACAAGUGAUAUAUGAUGCCUGUAACGCUGUAUUUUCUCAGAAAGAGCUUCCAACUUUCCAACAAAUUCAAUGGCUGAGAAAUCUCCUAGAGUACUGGAUGCAGACAAAACGAAAGCCAUAGAUCUGGGAAUCGAUGAAUUUGGCUUCUGUGGAUCAUCUCCGUCAUCAAGCCCAACAAGUGUCGAGGGAUUGAUUCGUGGGCAAGACGUCAGUGACAUCACUUACAUUCAUAUUCAUGAAUGCGACAAUUUCUCUAUAGGCGUGUUUUGCUUCCCAGCAGGCGGGGUCUUUCCUCUUCACGAUCACCCUCGGAUGACAGUCUUAAGCAAACUCCUCUACGGUUCUGUUCAUGUCAAAGCUUACGAUUGGGUGAAAGUCGUGAAUUCCGGCUGCCAAACAUAUGGGUUGGCGGGCAGUGUUGUAGAUGGGAUAUUGAAGGCGCCAUGUGAAGCUUCUGUCCUCUUUCCAAGAAGUGGCGGCAACAUCCAUUCUUUCACUGCGUUGACUCCUUGUGCUGUCUUGGACGUGUUGUCUCCGCCAUACUCUGAAGAGCUUGGAAGGCCUUCCACUUAUUUCUCAGACUUCCCUGUCCCUUUUCUUUCAGGCUAUGCUGUGCUGAAGGAAAAGCGUCUCCCAGAUGAUCUCGUUGUUAUUGGAGCACCUUACCUUGGGCCUCCAAUUGUUACCCAAAAUGACCUUUCUUGAGUUGGUUCUAUGACUAUGACUGUAUAGCUGCUCUAGUUUUUUUAACGGUAUAUAUUUAAUUUUAAGUUUUUUUUUUUUAAUAAAAAAAAUG